AUGGUUAAAACUCCAAUAAAGGUCAUAGUGCGCACACGACCAACUGUUGAAUUUGCAUAUAAGAACAUCAAUAUCAACGAAAAUACAGGACACAUUGCAAUUAAUAUACCAAAAUCAGCUGAACAAGGUAUGAGAUUUGUGAAUCAUUAGUAAGAAGAUUGGGGCUUCACUUUUGAUAAGGUUCUUUAGAAUGCUAGUCAAGAGGUUGUAUUUGACAUAUGUGGCAAAGAAUUAAUUCACAGUGCUCUUGGAGGAUAUUCAGGGACCAUAAUGGCUUAUGGGUAGACUGGAGCAGGAAAGACAUUCACAAUGAUGGGAUCUCAGAUUGAUUAUAAAUAUAGAGGAAUGAUGCCAAGAUGCAUAAGUUUACUAUUUCAAGAAAUUGAAGCCAGAUACGAAUAAUAAAUUACCGUAGGAGUUUCAUAUUUGGAGAUAUAUAACGAAAUGAUGUAUGAUUUAUUGGCUGGAGGAGAUCAAAACUCUGGUUUGGCAAUCCAGGAAGACAACAAUGGCUAUGUGUAAGUCAAAGGAUUGACGAUCAAAAGAUGCUAAACCGAAGAAGAUGCAAUAGCUUAAUUAUUUGAAGGAGAAACCAAUAGGACAAUCAGUGAACAUAAACUCAAUAAAGCAUCAUCUAGAUCUCAUUGCGUAUUUACAGUCCAUUUAGAGAUAAGAUCUAAAGUGGAAUCUGCUGAAAAAGUCAUUAUUAGUAAACUGAAUCUAGUGGAUUUGGCAGGAUCUGAAAGAACAAAGAAAACAGGAUCAGAAGGUAGAACUCUAUUGGAAGCCUAAUUUAUCAAUAAAUCACUCUCAUUUUUAGAAUAAGUAGUCGUAGCAUUAUCAGAGAAAUAAAGGGAUCACAUUCCCUAUAGACAAAGCAAAUUGACAAAUCUUCUCAAAGAUUCUAUUGGAGGCAACAGCAAGACAGUUAUGAUUGCUAAUAUAUGGCCAGAGAAAAAUCAAUUGGAAGAAACUAUAUCCACUUUGAAAUUCGCAUAAAGAAUGAUGAAGGUCACUAAUGAGUCUUCCAUAAGAGUUAAUUUGGAUCCAUAAGUAUUGAUAAAAAAGUACGAAAAAGAAAUCAAAGAUUUGAGAUAGGAAUUAGCUAUGCAUGAUACAUUGGCUAAUAGAGGUAGGAUAUAAUAUGAACCAUAUACACCUGAACAAUAAUACAAAUAAUAAUAGAUAGCCUAACAAUUUUUGAAUGGGGAACUUGAAGAUAUUGAUAUCGACUCAUUAAGAUAAGUCAAAGAAUUAUUCUUCCAAUUUAGGAAUCUCUACAGAAAUUUAGUUAAAGAUUUGGAAAAUAAAAAUUACAUUCCCAGAACAGAAAAAGAACCUGAUGUUUCAAAGAAGAAGAGUGACUAGGUUAAAACAGUAGAUCCUGUUGGAUAUGAAGAAAAUAAACAUGGAUUCGGUUUAGGUAAGGCAAGAAAGGAUGGGAAACCAACAACCAAUAUAGAGAACUUAGUCAAUAUUCCUAAGGAUGAAUUCAAACAGUUGGAUGAAAAGGCAUAACAAGAAAUAAGGAAGGAGAGUUAAAUUACAGAGGCCAACAAGGAAUCUACUAUUGAAAAGAGAAUUGUCAAUGUGGAUAAAUAGCAAGCAUUUACUGAUUUUAAGAAUAAAGAGGGGUUCUUCAAUUAACCAACAAAUAUUAGAAAAUAUUGUAACAUUUAUAAGAUCUAUCAUUUAGAAUCAAUUGAAAGAAGAAGAAGGAUAGCAUUGUCUCUCAGUCAGAGGUUUCAAACAAACUCAAAACUUUGA
This is a messenger RNA of Paramecium tetraurelia, 1767 nucleotides long. RefSeq lists its product as uncharacterized. Gene Ontology annotation, molecular function: ATP binding; microtubule binding; microtubule motor activity. The record is from RefSeq and is a predicted model, not a curated record. The transcript is spliced from 3 exons. Gene Ontology annotation, biological process: microtubule-based movement. NCBI's taxonomy places the organism in Eukaryota, Ciliophora, Oligohymenophorea, Peniculida, Parameciidae.